CCAUUGACUCUGACCCGAUGCUUGUCCGCAUGGGGGCGUAGUUCUGUAUAAAAUAAACUAACAAAGAUAAAUCAAUAAAUUGCCUCCAAAAUCUCCCCCCCUUCUCAAUCCACUUCUCUCUCGAUUCCAUCUUCAGGUAACUGAUGCUUUUGGUGGAGAUCAGUGGCAUUUGAUACAGCAGUCUCAGAAUUAUGCCUGCAUGUAGGCGUGUGUAUUAGUAUUUGUAUUUAUAAACGUGGAUAUGUUGCAUUGCAAGUGCAAAUGCACGAUGAUGAAACAAGUACUGUUAGUUGAGGUUUCCUGAGUUGCUUUAAGGUGUCGUGCUGCUGCUGACUUGAUGGAGGUCUCUGCAAUGGCUUCUAAAUCAGUCAUGGAUUUAAUGGAGGCCUCCUCUGGGGUUCAUUUUUCUGGAUUUCACAUGGACUCCCUGAAGCAAAGAAUUAAAGACAUAGAAGCACCAACUACGUCAGCAACUGAAGACAUGCAUAAACAGCCGUUUGUCAUUGGGGUUGCUGGGGGAGCAGCAUCUGGGAAAAAAACGGUUUGCGAUAUGAUUAUCCAGCAGCUUCAUGAUCAACGUGUUGUACUUGUUAACCAGGAUUCCUUUUAUCAUGAUUUGACCGAGGAGGAACUUACACGAGUACAUGAAUACAAUUUUGACCAUCCUGAUGCUUUCGACACAGAGCAGCUGUUGUGUGUUAUGGAGAAGUUGAAGCAUGGGCAAGCAGUAGAUAUUCCAAACUACGAUUUCAAGAGUUACAAAAACAUGUUUCCGGCAAGAAGGGUAAACCCUUCAGAUGUUAUACUAUUGGAAGGCAUACUCAUUUUCCAUGAUCCACGUGUCAGAGAGUUGAUGAAUAUGAAGAUAUUUGUUGAUACAGAUGCUGAUGUUCGUCUAGCAAGGAGGAUAAGAAGGGAUACCAGUGAGAAGGGUAGGGAUAUUGGUGCAGUACUUGAUCAGUACUCCAAAUUUGUGAAGCCUGCUUUUGAUGACUUUAUCCUUCCAACAAAGAAGUAUGCUGAUAUUAUUAUUCCCCGUGGGGGGGAUAAUCAUGUAGCCAUUGAUUUGAUUGUACAGCAUAUUCGUACAAAGCUUGGGCAGCAUGAUCUUUGUAAAAUAUACCCAAAUUUAUAUGUCAUUCAAUCAACCUUUCAGAUACGGGGUAUGCAUACCCUCAUACGUGAUUCUCAAACAACAAAGCAUGACUUUGUUUUCUAUGCUGAUCGGUUGAUCCGUUUGGUUGUUGAGCAUGGCCUUGGACAUCUUCCAUUUACGGAAAAGCAAGUGAUGACUCCAACUGGGUCUGUGUAUACUGGUGUCGAUUUCUGUAAGAGGUUAUGUGGUGUCUCUGUUAUCAGGAGUGGUGAGAGUAUGGAGAAUGCUUUGCGAGCAUGUUGUAAAGGUAUCAAGAUUGGGAAGAUUCUUAUUCAUAGAGAAGGUGACAAUGGUCAGCAUCUAAUCUAUGAAAAAUUGCCAACGGACAUUUCGGAAAGGCAUGUGCUGCUAUUGGAUCCUAUCCUAGGGACAGGGAAUUCAGCUGUUCAAGCCAUUUCAUUACUUCUAAAGAAGGGUGUACCGGAGUCCAACAUUAUAUUUCUCAAUCUCAUAUCAGCACCUCAGGGUGUACAUGUGGUCUGCAAAUGCUUUCCAAGAAUAAAGAUUGUGACUUCUGAGAUUGAGAUUGGUCUAAACAAAGAUUUCCGCGUCAUACCUGGCAUGGGUGAGUUUGGAGACAGGUAUUUUGGAACGGAUGAUGACAACCAGCAAGUGGUGGUGGCCCCUUGUCAGUAGUUUCAUCAGGGCUGCUAAUUAGUUCAAACCCUCAUUUUCACUCGAUGAUCAGCACUGGGUUUGGAGAAAAAGAGCUGAGCUUGCUUAAUGUCAUGAUGCAGUCAGAUAUAACAAACAAUUUUGGCUGAGUUGUACUUCAGAAAUUAUCAUCUUCUUAAAUUUAUUUUAUUUUAUUUUUUCUUUUUAAGAAACUCAUGGCAUACUAGACGUUGGUGUUUGAUUGCAAAUCCAAUCGUUUCGGUAGCAUUUCAUUACAGCAUAAA
Molecule: messenger RNA, 2055 nt
Organism: Carya illinoinensis
Lineage: Eukaryota; Viridiplantae; Streptophyta; Magnoliopsida; Fagales; Juglandaceae
Product: uridine kinase-like protein 3
Exons: 16
Coding region: 338-1792 (484 amino acids)
Cellular component (GO): cytoplasm
Molecular function (GO): kinase activity; ATP binding
Source: RefSeq, a predicted model, not a curated record